This is a messenger RNA of Gossypium arboreum, 660 nucleotides long. RefSeq lists its product as uncharacterized. The record is from RefSeq and is a predicted model, not a curated record. Bases 61 to 651 code for a protein of 196 amino acids. Lineage: Eukaryota; Viridiplantae; Streptophyta; Magnoliopsida; Malvales; Malvaceae. The transcript has 2 exons.
UGUGUGAGUUUCAAAGAUAGAAGAUUAUAUUCAUUAAAAUCACAUGAUUACCACAUCUUGAUGCAAGAUUUACUCCCAAUUGCUUUACGGUGCUGUAUGUCAAAAAAUGUAACGUCCUGUAUAAUUGAACUAUCCAAUAUAAUGAAAGCUAUCUGUGGCAAAGUUUUGAAUGUCGAAGAACUUGAGAAACUACAGGAUCGAGCGGCUUUGACUUUAUGCAAUUUAGAGAAGAUCUUUCCACCUUCCUUCUUCACUAUUAUGGUGCACUUGGUAAUCCAUCUCCCUCACGAAGCAAUCCUUGGUGGACCGGUUUUUUAUCGAUGGAUGUAUCCUAUAGAAAGGUUCCUAAGCAAAUUGAAGUCAUAUUGUCGCAAUAAGCGUUAUCCAGAAGGAUCAAUUGCUGAAGGCUACUUGGCAGAAGAGUGCAUGACCUUCUGUUCUAGAUAUUUAGAAGAUGCUGAAACACGAUUGAAUAGACCAAGUAGAAAUGCUGGGCUCAAUGAUAAUGACUUGGCCGAAACUUAUUUAUUUCAAAGUUAUGGAGAACCAAUCGGCAAAGUUGAAAUUGUAGAAUUAGAUGAUAUAUCGUGGAUACAGGCACAUCGAUAUGUACUUUUUAACCACGAUUCAAUUGAACCGUUGCGCAAGUAAGUUAUAAAA